Molecule: messenger RNA, 1020 nt
Organism: Canariomyces notabilis
Lineage: Eukaryota; Fungi; Ascomycota; Sordariomycetes; Sordariales; Chaetomiaceae
Exons: 3
Coding region: 1-657 (218 amino acids)
Source: RefSeq, a predicted model, not a curated record
AUGGCGGACGGUUUCCAGACUAGUGGCGAGGACGAAACAUCAAACGAGCAGACACAGGACAAACAAUCAGCGGAUGAGACGGCUGCCCAACAGGCCACUACAAGCACCGACGCCGAUGCAUCGUCUAAGGGAAAAGAGAGGGACGAACCUCCCCCGCCGGUCGAGAAGCAGAGGGAGGGGGAUUCCUUGUCAAUAGAACCCUCUGACCUGCCGCCGCCCGCAAUCCCGCACGAUACACCCGUCUGUACCAUCACACUUCUCCUCCCGACAGGGGCUCGGCAUCCCUACAGACUAGAUGAGAAAUACCUCGCGAAGCGCAACGUCGAGAUUCCGGACGUCACGGACUCGGGUGCCAAAGACCCGUUCAGCAUUUCCGUAUAUAAACUGAAGGAGUUGAUAUUGAGAGAAUGGCGUGAGGAGUGGGAGGGUAAGCCGGCGAGUCCCAGCAGCAUCAGGUUAAUCCAUUUUGGAAAGUUGUUGGACGACAAGGAGCAGUUGAAGAAGUACCAGUUUAGCAUAGACAGCCCAAAUGUUGUGCACAUGUCGGUACGGCCGGCUGAGAUGCUGGAGGAAGAGGAGGCCGGCAAGGGGGGUAAGACCAGCAGCCGGGAAGGAAGACCCCGCGAAGGAGGCGGUGGGUGUUGCGUCAUCUUAUAGUUGGCCAAACGCUGCUGGACGGCCUGCUCUAAAGAAGCUCUACCUGUCUGAGCCCUGGUAGCGUAGUGCUGCUGCGGAUGGAGAACAUUGGGCUGCCAUCUUGGCGUAUUGUGUUGGGCUUCUUGCCCUUUGGGACAUUGGAUUGCAUUUAUGCGGCAGGGAGCUGGGUUGGACUCUCUUAUACGAAGACGUUUUUGAGUUUCAUCCGGGUAGGAAUCGGGUUCGGCGUUUUGUGCUCGUAUAAGUGUCCAAGUGAUUGAAUGUUAGGAUGGGAGGAACCCAAUUCUCUGGUGAAUCGCCGUAUUGCUUCUUGGCUAGCUGUAAGGCUAUCGUCUGCAACAUAACUUUGAGUUUGCUGAUCUU